AUGUCUGGCCGAGGCAAGCAGGGUGGGAAAGCUCAUGCCAAGGGCAAGUCCCGCUCUUUGCGCGCUGGGCUUCAGUUCCCCGUGGGUCGCGUUCACCGCUUGUGCCGCAAGAGCAAUUAUUCCGAGUGCGUGGGUGCUGGCACACCAGUGUAUUUGGCGGCUGUGGAGUACCUGACCGCCGAGAUCCUGGAGUUGGUGGGUAACGCAGCCCGCGAUAUAAAAAAGACUCGCAUCAUCUCGCGCCACUUGCAGCUGGCUAUUCGCAACAAUGAAGAGUUCAACAAGCUGUUAGGCCGCGUGACCAUCGCUCAGGGAGGUAUUCUUCCUAACAUCCAGGCGGUGCUGUUGCCAAAGAAGACCGAGAGGCACCACAAGGUCAAGGGCAAGUGA
Messenger RNA from Hipposideros armiger (great roundleaf bat), 390 nucleotides. Its product is annotated as histone H2A type 3-like. The record is from RefSeq and is a predicted model, not a curated record. Gene Ontology annotation, molecular function: structural constituent of chromatin; protein heterodimerization activity; DNA binding. NCBI's taxonomy places the organism in Eukaryota, Metazoa, Chordata, Mammalia, Chiroptera, Hipposideridae. Gene Ontology annotation, cellular component: nucleosome. Bases 1 to 390 code for a protein of 129 amino acids. The transcript has a single exon.